CCGUGGCACGUUAUUCCUUGGACGUCAGCAAAUUUUGGGACACGGUUACGGCUCAAGUUUCAUAGGAUCGUCGCUUGCGUUUGUGUUCUUUUCCCUUUUGUGAACGAUUUACCGCCUCCACCACGCUUGAGCGGUAACGUCAAAAAUUGGCUCCUUUGGUUCUGUAAUUUUGUCCACAAUGUAUUAAUUUCAUUCCUGUUUCACCCCAUACUCAAUUGUUUCGCCUUGCAUGUGGGGGGCCGCCGAAACUUUGGACGGGCCCUUACGGCUUUUGUACUUUCUUACUUGGUGUGGAUUGUCUUGGUUCUUUACACGUGUCUUAUACCCAGACGUCUGUUCAUCUGGGAUCAGUGUGCAACACAAGCUAGACAGUGUGAUGCAUUUUAUGAAGGGGCCUUUAUUGUUACUCACCUUAUUUUCAGCCAUUGGUUUCUCUUGAUGGUUUUCUUUCAUUAUCUGUCGGCUAUUUUCACUAAUGCUGGGUCGAUUCCCGAAGUCUUACCACUGGAGCUUGCUCCAAUUGUCACCAUGUGUUAUCGAUGCACGGUUCCUCGUCCUCCGCGAGCUCACCAUUGUAACGUGUGUGGCGUCUGUGUGCUCCGCAUGGAUCACCAUUGUCCAUGGAUUGCCAACUGUGUAGGGUUACAUACUCAUAGACACUUUUAUCUGUCACUUCUUUUCAUGAGUGUUGGUGGUCUGUAUAUGGUCACUGUUGGUCGGGAAGAUUUUGUCCAGCAUUCAACAGAACUCCAACAGUCUUUGGAUUUGUCAUCAAUGGAUCCGCGUCCAUGGACACACUCCGGCAGGUCGGCCAUCAUGACUGUUCUUCAUAAACUAUCGUCAGUCUGCUUCCAGUUGGCACUGGUUGCCGUUCCCCUUGUCAUAGGUUUGUGCAUUUGGCAGUCCUACCUAAUCACUCGUGGAGAAACCAAUGUCGAGUAUCACAUCAAUGAGAGAUUCCGACAGCGUCUUCGAAGACGCGGACUAUUGUACCGCAAUCCGUAUGACUUUGGCCCAAAAGCAAAUUGGUUGCAUUUUCUAGCUCUGUACAAUCCGGGCGAAUUUCCUCGCAUCCUCGUCCCCUCCUUAGGCACACUCGUUCGCCGGUUUUUAAUGCGAGUUUUACUCCCUUCGCGAACGAUUUUAUGUGAAAAUGGUUUGGACCAUAAGCUAAACAUUCCAACUGUGCAAUCUGUGAUUGAGUCGCUAUCCGAAUCGAACAAUGAAUCCUUCGUAUGCCGUUUGGUUGUUACUAUGGGAUUGUACCACAUGCUCCAAGGCAAGCUGGGGGUGACAUGGACAAAGUGGUUGGAGCGCGAAUUUACUGACCGGAAGGUCCGUGGAUUGGGCGACCUGGUAGUAUCCCAGCCCUCGUGCUUCCUUCGUGAGGCAUGGCAGCUAGGCACUGAAAGGGUGCUACAGCUGAACGAUUUGUUUACUUAUUUAUUUAAAUCAAGCUGUGAUCGACGACUCAUGCUGAUUUCCGAGUUUGAUCUUCAAAAGCGUUUUUAUCCCUUUACAGCCCAUAUGGGGUCUGGCGAUCAUGCUUGUUCUAAGCCAGUGCUCAUCGGUCCGUCCAUUCUGAACGCAGACCUAUCUCGAUUAGCAGAUGUCUGUACAAACUUGGUCGCAGCUGGUGCGGACUAUCUUCAUUUGGAUGUGAUGGAUGGUCAUUUUGUGCCGAAUAUAACAAUAGGGCAUCCUGUCGUAUCUUCGCUAAAACGUAAUCUACCGAAUUCCACAUUUUUGGAUUUGCACAUGAUGGUUGCCGAACCGGAAAAGUGGAUUGCUGGAAUGAAGGCAGCCGGCGCUUCUCAAUAUACAUUCCAUUACGAAGCAAGUAAUAAUGUUGCCCGUUGUAUUCGACUGAUUAAGGAGGCGGAUAUGAAAGCUCCACCAUGGAUUUCAACCAGUCUGUGUUUGAAGUACCAGGUUGGUCUUGGCAUCAAACCGAAAACGCCGGUCAUCGAGAUUCUUCCGUAUGUGGACUCGGUGGACAUGGUGCUCAUCAUGACCGUUGAACCAGGAUUCGGUGGUCAGAAGUUCAUGGCAGAUAUGCUACCCAAAGUUAAGUUUCUUCGUGAUCAAUAUGCUCAUUUGGAUAUCGCAGUAGACGGUGGAGUUACACAGAAAACAAUCCGCGACUGUGCCGAGGCCGGAGCGAACAUGAUUGUAUCAGGCACAGAGAUCACCAGCAGCGACGACCCCGGAACAGUUAUGCGAUUGAUGAGAUCCACGGCUGCUGAAGUAUUGUUGCGCCGGUUACCAGAAUCAAACUACUGAACAGAGUCCACAUAUCUGCCUCCGGUCUACGGUUUUUUGAACGUUUUUGAGCAGGCAUUCCGAAGGAGACUUCUGGGCAUAGUUUGAAUACAGCUGAGAGCGUUUUUUAGCUCUAAUUUCAUUUUGCAUUCGGAACGACGUAACUAUUCCUUGGAAUUUCGAGAUCGUUAUUUGAUCAUGUUUAACACAUUAGAUAAUCAAUACAUUUUCAUUCCUCCAAC
This is a messenger RNA of Opisthorchis viverrini, 2504 nucleotides long. RefSeq lists its product as hypothetical. Gene Ontology annotation, biological process: pentose-phosphate shunt, non-oxidative branch; pentose-phosphate shunt; carbohydrate metabolic process. The record is from RefSeq and is a predicted model, not a curated record. Gene Ontology annotation, cellular component: cytosol. NCBI's taxonomy places the organism in Eukaryota, Metazoa, Platyhelminthes, Trematoda, Opisthorchiida, Opisthorchiidae. Gene Ontology annotation, molecular function: D-ribulose-phosphate 3-epimerase activity; metal ion binding; palmitoyltransferase activity. The annotation marks the transcript as partial. The transcript has 10 exons.